AUCACCGCUCCUUUGUUCCGCUUGCUUCUCCUCUCCUCCGUUCCGCCAGCCAUGCCCAAGGUCAUCUCGCGCUCGACUGUUGCCUCCUCUCAAGACGCUCGACCCACCGAGUCCAGCACCACUGCGUUACGAGUUUACUACUGCAUCUGUGGCGAGUUCAUUCUCGUCAUCGACAAGGUCCUCUCCGCACUUCCUCGACGCCGAACGGACAAUGCAAUCAUUGUUCGUGCGCAAGACAGCGAGGCAGGGAAGGCGCAUGUGUUCAAGCUGAACGCCGUUCCCGGGGAUUCGCUCAUUAUUGAGAGGCAAGGCGGGGGACACGAGCGGCAGUUUCGUCAGAACUGUCCUCGAUGCACGCUUCCGGUGGCAUACCAGCCGACUCCAGGUCUUGUCAAGUCUUCCGAAUUCUUCUACAUUCUGCCAGGUGCUCUCACCCAGACGCAGGGCCAAGUACCCUCGGACGCUUUCGACGGAGAGGUGCUGACACAGUAGAGCGCGACGAAUCAUCCUUUGAUGGAAACUUUUCCCAUGCGAGCUUCAACAUAGCCAUACUUCCUGUUCGGGCAGGUCUCGUUGCCUCCUCCCGACCUUGGCGUCUUCUGGCGAUCUUUCCAGUAGCGGCCGCAAGCAUGGCACGGUCGAAUCAGCGGUGAUAUGCGCCUUUUCGGUGUCCCCAAUCUUCCCAGCUUGCUGGCUAUGGACGAUGCCCUGCGAGUCAUUCAUUUCCGAGGGUUUUCCCGUUUGAACGGCCAAUUCCCUUUCUUGAAUACCGUUGUCGAUUCUCUCUUCAUCCCCACUCAAGCACGAACAGAUGUCACGAUACGAUGGCGGCU
Messenger RNA from Schizophyllum commune H4-8, 833 nucleotides. RefSeq lists its product as uncharacterized. NCBI's taxonomy places the organism in Eukaryota, Fungi, Basidiomycota, Agaricomycetes, Agaricales, Schizophyllaceae. The record is from RefSeq and is a predicted model, not a curated record. The transcript has 5 exons. The coding region runs from base 52 to 492 and encodes 146 amino acids.